AAAUCAAAACUCAAAAACACUUCUUACACUUUCUCUCUCUUCACUGUUCGGAGGCCGCAAUCUCUCCUGUCUCCUCCGACCCACCCUCCGAUUACCGGUGAAGAAUUGGAGGGUUUCUUCUGUUUGAUUAGAUGGGGAAGGGUUCGAAGAAUGGUGCGCUCUUCAAGGACAAGGCGAAAAAUCGCGUUGAUGAUCUGCAGGGUAUGUUCAUGAACCUGCAAUCUGCAAGGAAAGAAAGUCGAACUUAUGAUGCUGGGGUGCUGGAAGAGCAGGUCCACCAGAUGCUUCGUGAGUGGAAAGCUGAGCUCAAUGAGCCUUCCCCUGCCUCUUCUUUGCAGGGAGGAAGCCGUAUCUCAUCAGACCUCUAUAGGCUGCUGCAUGGUGAGGAGGAAGAUGAUGCUACCAGUGCAUUAGCUGCUCCUAAGCCUGAGCCUGAUGCUAAAAAACAAGAUGUUACUGGUUUCCAGGAGGGUUUCAAUGCAACUCCGGUGCUGCAGGAGCAAGGUUACCAGUUGGUUGAUGAAUGCAAAAAUACGCCUUUAGUCGUCAACAAUGCAGGGAUUAACAACCUAGGCGUUGCAACACAAUUAGAUUACCAUUCUUUUGAUCUGCAGCAAGACUUUGAUCAGUUUGGAUUUGAUGCUUUAAAUCUUUGUCUAGAGGAUGAUUUGUCUCCUAUUCAGAUUAGCCCUCCACCCUCUGCUUUCCUGGGACCUAAAUGUGCACUUUGGGAUUGUCCUCGACCUGCGAUGGGGUCAGAUUGGUGCCAGAAGUCUCAUGACUACUGCAGUGACUAUCAUGCUGCUCUUGCGCCUAAUGAAGGCUAUCUUGGAAGACCUCCAGUUGUUCGACCAAUGGGUGUUGGCUUAAAGGAUAGUUUACUUUUCCAAGCUCUAAGUGCUAAAGCACACGGGAAAGAUGUUGGUGUUCCAGAAUGUAAGGGUGCUGCCACUGCAAAGUCCCCCUGGAAUGCACCAGAGCUCUUUGACCUUAAAGUUGUUGAGGGUGAAACAAUCAGGGAAUGGCUUUUCUUUGAUAAGCCUCGAAGGGCAUUUGAAAGUGGAAACAGAAAGCAGAGGUCACUGCCAGAUUAUAACGGGCGGGGUUGGCAUGAGUCUAGGAAGCAAGUGAUAAAUGAUUAUGGAGGGCUGAAGAGAUCCUACUAUAUGGAUCCACAGCCAAUGAAAAAUCUGGAAUGGCAUUUGUAUGAAUAUGAGAUCAACAAGUAUGAUGCAUGGGCCUUGUACAGAUUGGAGCUGAAACUUGUUGAUGGGAAGAAGAGUCCAAAAGGGAAAGUAACGAAUGAAUCAGUUGCUGAUUUGCAAAAGCAAAUGGGAAGGCUCUCUGCUGAAUUUCCUUUGGAGAACAAGCGCUCUGCUAAAGGCAGAGGAAAGGCCAACUCAAAGGAUGUUGGUACUAACGGGCCUCCUGCUCCAAAUCAAACUGUUCCCGCUAUUGAAGGGUUUGAUUAUGUGGCCGGUGCACUUUUCCCUGAUUAUCUUGUUGAUAAUACAGGUGGCUACUACAUAACGUAGACUGGAUAAGCAGUUGGAUGCUUUUAAAAUAAGUUGCAAUUUGUCUGUGUAUUAUACAUCACUCUCAUCCUUGACUCAACCUCCACUGGUGGCUGGAGUUAAACGGAGGUUCUUGUUUCCUCCUUAUAAGGCGGAGGCAUCUGUGGAACCCCUCCUGUUUCCGUAGGUAUAUUUGUCAAUACAUCAUUGUCAUCUAAGUGUUGUUACAGUCUAACCUCGAAGCAUUUUUAACUGCUUGAAGAUGAGGUGGAUAAUCCCAGUUUACUUGUUCAGUUCACUUUACAUACCAGCCAAGUUAUGAAAGUUAAUG
Molecule: messenger RNA, 1845 nt
Organism: Solanum verrucosum
Lineage: Eukaryota; Viridiplantae; Streptophyta; Magnoliopsida; Solanales; Solanaceae
Product: transcription factor VOZ1-like
Exons: 5
Coding region: 132-1535 (467 amino acids)
Biological process (GO): regulation of DNA-templated transcription; positive regulation of long-day photoperiodism, flowering
Source: RefSeq, a predicted model, not a curated record